Molecule: messenger RNA, 450 nt
Organism: Lactuca saligna
Lineage: Eukaryota; Viridiplantae; Streptophyta; Magnoliopsida; Asterales; Asteraceae
Source: the annotation of a GenBank genome assembly
AUGAACCCACAAUUUCUUUACACCAUGACUCUCGCACUUCCUUCAGUCCUCUUCAUUCAUCCUGAAUUACGACCUCUCGUCACGAAAAUGUCUUUCCUUGACACAAUCCUCUUUAUUAUUGUGCAUAUGGUGGAUAAAUUUGGAUUAUGGCAUAGGCUACCAGUGUCAUUGGGGCUGUGUUAUUUAAUUCUAAGAAGGCACUUGCACCAAAGAUAUAAUCUCCUACAUGUUGGAAGCAUGAGUGGCAACAAAUAUGACGUUGGAAAGUAUUUUCAUCGUACGGCUGAUGGGAUGUGCAAUCAUCCAACGGAUGAUACUGUAGGCAGCCAAGGAACAUUUUUCGGUCGUAAUAUGCCUCCAUCUACUACCAAGUUCGGGGUAAUCUCUCCUACAUGUUUGAUUCAUUUAUAUUGUCAAAACUCAAAAGUUGCUAAGUAUUGCUUAAUUUGA